AUGGCGCUGUUCAUCCUCAACUUCAACAGGAUCAUGACUGGGGAGAGUAUCAGGUCUUUAAGCAGGAAUCAAGGAAAUCACACAGGUGAGAAGCCGAAUUCUUGUGAAACUUGUGGAAAAAGUUUCUCUAGAAAAAGUCAUUUGCUGCGGCACAUGAGAACUCACACAGGUGAGAAGCCAAAUUCUUGUGAAACUUGUGGAAAAAGUUUCUCUAGAAAAUGUCAUUUGUUGUGCCACAUGAGAAUUCACACAGGUGAGAAACCAUACUCUUGUCAAACAUGUGGGAAAAGUUUCAGUCGACGCAGUAGUUUUUCCCGCCACUUGAGAACUCACACAGGUGAGAAGCCACAUUCCUGUGAAACAUGUGGAAAAAGUUUCAUUUUAAAGGGUAAUUUGUUGAGCCACAUGAGAACUCACACUGGUGAGAAACCAUACUCCUGUGUUACGUAUGGAAAGAGUUUCAAUCACCGUAGUAGUUUGUUUAGCCACAUGAGAACUCACAUAUGA
Molecule: messenger RNA, 507 nt
Organism: Salarias fasciatus (jewelled blenny)
Lineage: Eukaryota; Metazoa; Chordata; Actinopteri; Blenniiformes; Blenniidae
Product: gastrula zinc finger protein XlCGF57.1-like
Exons: 3
Coding region: 1-507 (168 amino acids)
Biological process (GO): regulation of transcription by RNA polymerase II
Molecular function (GO): RNA polymerase II cis-regulatory region sequence-specific DNA binding; DNA-binding transcription factor activity
Source: RefSeq, a predicted model, not a curated record